AUGUCUAACAUUCCUCCGCCCGGUGGGAUACCGCCGCAUUAUCCUGGGUACCCACACCCGCCAGCACCAGGCGCCUUCACCUACGUGCCCACCCCAGUCGUGAUGCCAAUGUACCCACCACCGCAGCCAAAUCCACAGCAGCCAACUCAUGUCACCAAUUACUACUACCCGCCGCCACCUCCGUCGCAGAUACCUCCUGAACCUGAACCAGUCAUAGUUGUUCAAGACUCGGGCCCAGUGAUAGACUGGGCGCCGAGCACGCCAACAACGGCCAGUGCGUUGUCGGACCGCGCCUUAGUCGCUGGUAAGGAGGGCUGGGACAACAGCCCGCUGUGGGUCAUCAGAGCUCACCACGGUGGUGAUUUCGUGCCCGGGAAACUGGCCGUGCAACACCGCUCCGCGUACAUACCGCACGCUGGGAAAGAAGUGCCGGUGCAUAACUUCGAGGUCCUGUGUGCGCCUGCGCACGCAGUUCGUUGGGUGCAAGCUUCCAACGGGCAGGUGCCGGCGGGGGCCAUCGCAGCUGGGAAUACCCACAGCGCUGAGCCUCUCUACGUAGGAAGAGUGCAGCACAUGCGCUCCGUUACUCCGGGAAAGAUACAUCCAAGUCACGGCUGUUGCUACAUUUCAUUCGCUGGAGGGGAGGUGUCAUACAAGUAUUACGAGGUUCUCUGUAGUGUGGUUGGU
Molecule: messenger RNA, 687 nt
Organism: Iphiclides podalirius (scarce swallowtail)
Lineage: Eukaryota; Metazoa; Arthropoda; Insecta; Lepidoptera; Papilionidae
Source: the annotation of a GenBank genome assembly